Monascus purpureus is the source of this 4434-nucleotide messenger RNA. NCBI's taxonomy places the organism in Eukaryota, Fungi, Ascomycota, Eurotiomycetes, Eurotiales, Aspergillaceae. The record is from the annotation of a GenBank genome assembly.
GGAGUGUGCUAGUCCCUUGUUGGAUCCCUUAUUUAUACAUCAUCCCGCAUGUCGUGAUCGGCUUCUCUGUAGUCUUGCCGCAGCGUCCACUUGACCUGCUAUCUACCCCGUCACUAGCUCGAGUCAUCGGGCGUGCGUCACUGACCCUCGUCCAUUCCUCUGCCGGCUGCUUUGUUACUUCACUGCCUUUCCUCUCCACCUAAUUUAAUCAAUCAGCCUCCAGCCUCUGUCGCGUUUCCCUCUUUUCGCUCGAGGACCAUGGCUCGUUAAAUCAUCCCUCUCGUGGCCGGGGAACUCCUGAGUAGUACGGAUCCGCAGUUCGUUUCGUCGAUGUGGAGAAGUCCGCUUGUCUAGAGCACGCUACAAUUUGAUUUCGCAGCUCUCAUUGCUGUUUCGUGGACACCAGAUGAUGCCGACGACCGUUGCUGUUAGUUAGCAUGGGUUCCGUAACCAAUCUGUCUCCUGCUUCCGUCCGUCCUGAUAAGAAAGAACAGCUCUGUGUUAACCUUGGCGCUAUAUCUGCUCGAACAGGGACCGUCCUGGGCUGCUUGAUCCCAUUAGUUUCCCUUUCGCAGCGUCGCUAUGCAUCAACAUCCUCGAUCGCCGGCGCGCACACCAUCCUUCCCGACCAGACCCGGCUCGGUUCGCGCAGAUGACCAGAGAGGACAGGACUUCGGGUCCAACUCACAUUCCUCCGACACCAGAGCAAAUAGCUUAAGGAAUCCUGGGGUUGAAGCGGGGACUGAGUCCGUCGACUAUGCCCAGAGAAAUACGGUGCCUGCGAAAGAAGCUGUGGCCAAACUAAACCAGAUAAUAUCUAAUUACCAUACAAAAGCCGCUCUACUGAUCCUUCUUUCGCGUGUUGAUCUUCCUCCUUCGUUCGCCAAAGGCUCUGAAACCCCAAGGAUUAAUCGAUGGUUCAACGUCGAAGUGGAGGACACUGACGUUCUCCGAGAACAACUUCGGACAUGGCGAACGUGCGGCGCUACCGAGAAUCGGCCGCCGCCUUUGGUCAUCGAGACAUUUUUGGAUAGUACGGCUCUUACGCAUAAUCAGAGCCUUGUGAUACUUGAUGGGAAUGGGAAACGGUGGGAUGUGGAAGAAUCUCUCAAUAGAGCCCGGGCCAACCCAGAUGAGAUCAUCCUCGAACGGUGGAGGAUCGAGCUAGGUGAACCAUCUAAUAGAUUACCUGCGGAUCUGGGGUCUAUAUUGCCCACGGUAUACAAAAAAAGCAUUGUCCUCUUCCGGUCGCUAUUCACAUAUUCUAAGUUUCUGCCUGCUUGGAAGUUUACGAAGCGCCAUGGGAAACUCCGAGCCGCGCCAGCCUUGAAGAUCAGAUACCGGAUUUUGGAUGGCUACACCCUCGACCGGCGAACCUCAGAGCCUGAUAAUCUGGCGGUACCUCUGUACGAAUGCAAUGGCAAGGUGGUGGACACGUACAGUUUUGGCGUUACAGAAUCUCCUGCAGGGCCGUUCUCCGUUGACGUGACCUAUCGAACCAACUGUGACUUCCGGGUCGAUGACUCUGAAGCUUUAUUGAGUUCGCGGUUCAUGGGUGCCGAUGAUGAAGUCUUCCGUCCUUCAAUUCCAUCCGGAGACCUGACAGGAUCUCCCAACCCCGAGAUUGGUUCGUUACCCUCGGGGAAGCGAAUGGUCGAAUAUCCAGAUCGCACCCGUGCAUAUGGAAGCUUGUCCACCUUCCACCAAGUUGGGCCGACAAUGGCCGCAAGCCCUAUAUCAGCGCUCCGAGCUGCCAGAGAUUCAAGUGCCACAUCUAUAUCCCCUUCUUCAGCAUCCCCUUCUCGCAGGCUGCCGCCCGCACCCAGGGUUGGCCCUAUUGGGAGACCUGCUUCGCUUGUAGGCGAUGGUGGUUCUGCUGUAGCGAGACGUCCAUCUACAUCCUUCCAGCCAUUUAAAGCACCGCCCCUGUCCGCAUCCCCGUCUCUAGUCGAUUCUCCCUUCGCUCCACCACCACGUACGAUCUCGGGUCGUCCCCUAAUGGGAACUUCCUAUGACCCUAAGAGCAUGCACCCUCCUGCCAUGACAUCCUCUUCACGCAGAACCCAGGAGCAUGAAAUAGCAUCAUCUAACUCGGCAUCUCCGAAACCCGCACCAAUUUCGAAGUACAGUAGUUCCUUCAGUCAUCGACGUGGUCGGCCGUCCUCUGGAAGCGCGAAUCGGGUUGAAGAUGAUAAUUCCAGUGGUAGGGCUAGUGCAACAUCCAGUGCUCAGCCUGGCUCUGGUCUGCUUGCGGAUGCAACUGGGACGAGUGCUGAUUCCAUCCAUGCGGAUGAUGAGAACAUUUCCGAUUUUCUCAAAUUGCUGGAUCAAAGGAAGGAUCUGCUGAAUCCUACAGAUUUGGAAGCAUCUACGCGCAGAACCAGUGCUGCCUUGAACCGUUUUCAACGUAUGAGAGAAUCGAAUGCCGCUCUCUCGGACUCGAUGUCCUCCUCCUUACUGUUGCAGCGAUCCUCUAAUUCGUCCAGUAAGCAAUUGUCUGGAGUUCCGCCCAUGGUCGCAGGUACAUCAUUUUCAACAUCUUCUUCACCUGGAAAAGCCAUGUCACCUCAUACUCCCCAUACACCUCAUACCCCUGCCAUUCCAUCUCGUCUGAGUUCCAAUAGCAUUAUCGAGUACAGCGAAGGCAGAGAACGAAACCGACGUCGACUUUCCCAGGAGGAACAUGAGCCGCCCUUGGAAGAAAAUACAACUGAUAACACGACUAUGGAACGGAUUCCAUCGGCCGCAAUUGCCAUAGACAUACCAAAUUCGCCACGGCCUAUUCCCUACCGUCGAUCUAGCUCUGCUGCUCAGCAUCGCCGUAUCGCCGCGGCGGACGAUGAUGAGAUUUUCCCUUUUGGCAUGCGUAGCGUGAGUCUUGGGGCUGAGGAGCGGUCUCACUUGAGCCUCAGUGCCCUCCUUCGGCGGCAAGAGUAUGAGAGGGCUAGCGCGAACGCGGAUAACCAGCGCGGGGAGGGGCGUCCUUCGUCCCUCAAUGAUGACUUGGCUGUGCCGUCAAGCUCUCUCUCCGGCCCAGAUCGUGAAACUGUCGCACGCAGGGGCACAAUAGCCGCUGCGCCCUCAGCGACUUUGUCAUCAAACCACCAUUUGUAUCAACCACGCUUUGCCCAUUCCCGUGGACGAGGAUCUUCAGGAGGUCCUCAUUCUCUUAGCUCCGCUUCGAGCAGCCUGGCCCGAGGGGCUGCUAUUCCUCCUCACAUGACAGAACGUGACCCUGAUCGUGAUGGUGUCGGAAGUGGUAGUAACAGUGCCACUUCAGCUACGGAAACUCGUCGAGGCUCUGGACAGCGGUCGAGCUCUGGUCGUGCGUUACCUUCUCAGGCGACUCCAUUUGAGGAGGAAGAACCGUUAUUAUUCGCCAUGAGUGAUUUCGGUGUAUCGAGGAGAAGUUUAGAAGAAGGGCGAUAUGGACAUGGUGAGUCGAAUCCGAGCGCUGGUGGAUCAAGACGUGGUAGCGGAAGACGAAAUGCUGGUCUACCCAGCUAUCACUUAUGGUCCUGAGGCUCUCCUUAGUUUGGAGGGAGUUUAGAUCAAGAGCCUGGGUUUAGGACGCCGUCGCUUGACUGAGACCCCUAUCUAUCGUUACUGGGGCCUUUGUUGAAAAUUGGAAGAACCCUUACUCGGUUUAUAGGAUGCAAUCCUACAUUAGGCAUGGUCAAGAUGUCGUCACUACAAGAGUAUCCAGCAGCUCUUCUACAUCUUUUAUGCCAUUCAUUCCUCACCCUUGGAUCUCUACUAAAAUGGCACGAAUACUGCUGGCUCGCUGCUGUUUCUAUUCACAAUACCUUGAGGGAGCAUUAUUCUUUUAUGUCAAGAUGCCACUCACUACAUGUACUGUGUGUGUGUAUUCCCUCGGGAUUCCCUUGGUUUUUAUUUUCUUUAUUUUUUUAUAUUAUUAUUUUUCCACCUCUUUUCCAUUCGACUUGAUGUUCUUGGAUUACUCCAUAACGUCUCUCCAGAGGAGGUUAUCUUUAUAGACCAAUGUCCGAACGAUACACAAGAUGCAACCAGUUAUUCGGAGCAUAGAGGAUGACAGCUGGGGGUCUUUUUUCUUUUUCUGAUCUAGUUGAUAGUGGAUGAGAGGUCAUUGUCUACGGAGUUACUGUUUCUGCUUGAUAUUGAAUAGCCCGGGGGGGUGUCUUUGUUUUUGGCCUUGAUAUGUUGACCGAAUCGAUGCAACUGUGCAAGUUCAUGCCCAUGCUUUUACUUCCCCUUCUCGCGGUAUACUCAUAUCUAAAGCGAGUUGGUCGUUUGACCUUUUGGUUUUUUUUUUUUGUCCUUGCUUUCUUUGCGCCAUUUCCCGCUGCUACAUGUUUCACUUUGGGUAGGUUGGGAUAGCCCGGCGUUCUUUUGUUCUUUUAAUGGCCUUAUUUAAAAAGAAUACUAUGCAGGACUUGCAAGUGAUUUGUUAUU